Aspergillus thermomutatus is the source of this 1485-nucleotide messenger RNA. RefSeq lists its product as uncharacterized. Gene Ontology annotation, molecular function: heptose-1-phosphate adenylyltransferase activity; phosphotransferase activity, alcohol group as acceptor; heptose 7-phosphate kinase activity. Bases 1 to 1485 code for a protein of 494 amino acids. Gene Ontology annotation, cellular component: cytosol. Gene Ontology annotation, biological process: biosynthetic process; carbohydrate metabolic process. The transcript has a single exon. The record is from RefSeq and is a predicted model, not a curated record. NCBI's taxonomy places the organism in Eukaryota, Fungi, Ascomycota, Eurotiomycetes, Eurotiales, Aspergillaceae.
AUGCACAUCUGUCAGGCCAGCGACUCCGUGGACGUCGAAAGUCUCGUGGUAGCGGGAGACCUGAUACUAGAUCAGUAUAUCUCUGGCACCGUUCGUCGAAAUGCCCCAGAGGCCGACGUACCUGUCGUGGAGCAGGAAGAAACAGAAUACUUCCCCGGCGGAGCGGCAAACGUCGCGAUGAAUCUUGCCGCACUGGGUACGGCAGUUGUCCUGGUCGGAGCUGUCGGGGACGACGAAGAGGGAAAACGCCUGCUUUCCCUUUUGACCAGCGCAAAUGUGGAUGUCUCCGGAGUCCAGGUCAUCGCCGACAGGCCAACCUGCCGCAAGACCCGCAUCAUCGGCAAUGGAAGACACCUCGUCCGUCUGGACAGAGAAGUUGUGAUUCCCAUAGGGGAAGAGCAACAACGAGCCGCUCUGGAUUCCGUUCGUCGGUAUUUGCCCCGUGCACGGGGUAUGGUCUGCUCGGACUAUAACAAAGGGUUCCUAUGCGAGUCCGUUCUAAGAUCUCUGCUCCAUGAGGCUGUCUCCCUGGACAGGAAGGUCAUCGUGGAUCCGAAGAUUGGCGAUUGCAGCCGGUAUGCGGGGGCAACAGUCCUCAUGCCCAACCUGAACGAGCUGCGGCUGCUAUCCGGGCUUCCUGUCGUUUCCCCCACCGAUAUUGAUGCUGCUGCACGGGCUGUUCUGACCAAGGCUCACCCGGAAGCUUUGCUGGUCACUCGUGGCGCUGAUGGGAUAGUCCUCUAUGAAUCGAACGGGAAGUCGUCCGCAAUCCCAGGCAAAGCUUCUACCGCACGCGAUGUUAGUGGCGCAGGAGACAGUUGCGCCGCUGCAUUCGCCUGGGCCUAUCUCGUGUGCGGGCAAUCCUUGGAAGCAGCUGCCGAACUGGCAAAUAAUGCAGGUAGCAUCGCAGUGACGAGGCUGGGGACCACUAUCGUCGCAAAGAGCGAGCUGCUAGAGGCACCCUGCAGCGGAGGGUCGUGGAAGCCAGAGGAGGCGCUACAGAACGGGCGUAAGAUUGUGAGUCUCGAUGAAUGUCUCACUAGUCUCAACACGACCCGUGGUGACGGCCAGAUUGUAUUCACAAACGGCUGCUUUGACCUACUCCACGCAGGACAUAUCGAAUAUCUCCAGAAAGCCAAGGCCUUGGGAAAGUUGCUGGUAGUGGGACUCAACUCGGACGCGUCCGUAAGACGAUCGAAAGGACACAAGCGACCUAUUGCACCCCUCUCCCAGCGAGCUGCGAUGCUGGCCGCACUGAGUUGCGUUGAUUAUGUCGUUCAGUUUGAGGACGACACUCCUUUGUCUCUCAUUGAGACAAUUCGACCCGAUAUUCUCGUCAAAGGAAAUGACUAUUUGCCCCAUCAGGUUGUAGGACGCGACGCUGUCCUGGAAACUGGGGGGAGACUGGAACUGGUACCUUUCAGCACACAGGUGUCCACUUCAGCUGUGAUUCAGAAAAUAGUCGACCGCUACCGAGAAGACUAA